GAGAGGUGGUACGGCCCCUGGCGCGCGAUGGGCCAGUCUUGCGCGUUGCCUCGCCGGUCGCUUGGGUCGACCGGCUGCCUCAGUCGACAUUCGACCGUGCAGCGCGACGUAUAUUAUAGUUUGGAUAUACGACGAGCGGCGGCCGCUGUAGUACAUAAUUCGCGAUUGCGGCAACGCGAUAGUAACAGGAACACGCGCGCAAUCGGUUCGCGUUUGAAAUUACGAAACUGACGAAAAGGAAGGAGAAAGAAAGAGAGAAAGAGAGAGUGAGGUAGAAGGAGAGAAACAGAAAGAGAGAGAGAGAGAGAGUGUGAUAAAGAGAGAGAAAGGAAGAGGAAGAAGAUACAGAGAGAGAGAAGGAGAGCAAGAUAGUAGAAGAGGACGAAGAGAAGGGAAAGGGGGGGGGGGAAGAAAAGAUCAAGUGUCGGUAGUGGCAAGUGCGCGGGUGUUUCGCCGGAUCAAAAAGUUGGAUGAUCUUUAAAGGUGUCUCGUUUGUUCUAUCGGCCCGUUUAUUUAUAUAUAUUUUAAUUGCUGUCAUCGGUUCGUCAUCGUUAUUAUUUUAUUCAUCGAUUACGACGAAACGUCGACGAAAACGUUCGGGGAAGCCAGCAAGCAACGGAAUGUGGCACGAGGAGGGCCGACACGAUCUCGAAAGCUAUGCCGGCUGAUAGAGUAUUAGAAAGGGGAGACGGAAGUGGACCGACAUUGCAGCCACCUUAAGGAGUACGCGUGGGAGUUUGGAUUGGCGAAGGUUGAGAGGGUGAAUUUAGCGUAAUACUUCGUUGUACGAUGCCGAUGUCGUUCGAAGCUCAUCAUCCACAUCGCUGGUUCCUCCUCCUCCUCCUCCUUCUCCUAUCAGAUCGGCGUUCCUCAAGCGGUAGUCCCUCUCCUGAAAGAAAGUGGCCCAACAUUUAAGGGUUACCAUUGCGAAUCCACGUCGUCGCCAUGAUGGACCUCCUAUGUAGCAACUCGUUGAGCCCGGGUACGUAGAGACGACCUUGAGAGAUCGAGAACGAACGAGAAAGAAAAAGACGGACAGAGAGAGAGAGAGAGACAGAGAGAGAGAGAGAGAGAGAGAGAGAGAGAGAGAGAGAGAGAGAGAGAGAGAGAGAGAGAGUGAGAGAGUGAGAGAGAGUGACAAGCAGAAUAAUUUGAAUCGAAAGACAGGACACUAUGUAAGGUGUUAAACGAGAGGACAGCCUUCCGCCCGUGAAAUCAGCGUCGAGUAAUGCUGAAGCAUAUCCUGACGGGGCAACCGUCAUCAGCGGGCUCCAGGCAUCACCACAAUGAUUAUCAGACGAGCUCUGGCUCGUUGCACGCCGGCCACCAUCAUCACCAUCAGCACAAUCAACAGGAGCAACCGCAACAACAACAACAACAACAACAACAACAACAGCAGCAGCAACAACAGCAACAACAUUACGGUGGCAACGGUAGCUGUGGUACGAUCGCACGUGGAACGUCAUCAAACUCUGCUCGGACGAACGGUAUCGACGUUUACGAAUCAUUGGUUCAUCAAACGUCGCAAAGACAAACGACGACGGGAUCGUCGAACGUUCAUCAAGCAGCUACGACACCUUCCUCGGCUCAUCGUCAUCCAUUGAAUCAUUCGCAAUUAAGCGUUAAUAAUCUCUCGCAACGGCUCAAUCACUCUCACGCCCUUAAUCUCUCAACCCUGUCGACGUCUAAGCAUUCGGUUAACAGUGUCAGUCCGGUAGUUGGUGCCAGUAACAAUGUCAACGGACAGAAUAAUAAUAAUAAUAACAAUAAUAAUAAUAAUAAUAAUAAUCUGUCGAGUGUGCCAGGUCAGACGGUCGUCGGUGUUCAAUUGCCGAUUCAUCAGGAUAGACCUAAGGCGAACGGUGGCUUCGAUAUAUCGAGAUUAUCUAGAUUACCUAGCCAAACGACACCUUCCCCAGCACCUGUUCUUCAUCAGUCGGCAUUACAGGCCGUCCAACAACAAAUCGGACACGCUGGACCAACCGUCAUACCUCUUAACGCCUCGUGGUCAUCCUCAUUGUCGAGGAAUCAUAGAUGCCACGAGGCAGGCGUUAAGGAGAUGUUAACGAGCCUUGGAUUACUGUGUUUGGUAUCUCUGUUGCUCGCUCUACUUUCCCUGAUCUUCCUAUUGAAGAUUUCACCAUUGACGGUCACGCCGAGUAGCCUAAUCAGCCCGGAGGAGUACACGAUCGUCUACGAGGUGACCUUGGCUUUAUGCGCCCUCGCUCUGUCCUUGAACCUGUGCUGCCUAUUGGUCUGCGCGAUACAGUUCCUCUUUGCUGUUAAACUCGUCAAGACGUCGUAUCAGGGACAUCGGAGCAACAAGUACCUGCAAAAGUCGUCUAUCAGCCGUGUCUGCGCGGUCGGAGGCUUUUUCAUUAGCAUUCCAGUCUUCUUAACCGGCAUGAUCCUGUAUACGUUUAUACAGUUUCACUCGACGCCGGCUAUAGUAACGUCUGUCUUUAUCGGCCUCGGCAUUGUAUUCUGCGGAUGCGCCAUGGUCCAUAACGUCUUCGUGUGGCAGAGGGAGAAGACGAACGCGGUGAAGGCGCUAGCUCGCGAACAGUGCGAAGCGGCGGCUCAACUGCAACGUCAACAAUUACAACAAUUACAACAGAAUAAUAAUAAUAAUAAUAAUAAUAAUAAUAAUCACAAUAAUCAUAAUCAUCAUCAUCAUCAUCAUCAUCAUCAGUCACAUCUACAACAACAACAAUAUCAGUUGCAUCAGCAACAGCAUCAUCAUCAUCAUCAGCAGCAGCAGCAACAGCAGCAUCAGUUACGGCCAAGUAUUUAUCAUAGCGGAGGAUGCCCACCAAAAAUUGGUUCUUUAACGGGAACGAAUUCUAAUACUACGUUGGCCCAUAACAAUGCUGGUAAUAAUCGUGGCUCGCAGUAUCAGCAACAACAGCAACAACAACAACAGCAGCAACAGCAACAGCAACAACAGUUGCAGCAUCAGCAACAGCAACAGCAGCAUCAUCAUCAUCAUCAUCAUCAUCGACACAUGUCGUCGCCGAUGUCACCGCCAUUGUUGUUGUCAUCGACGAAUGCUCCGCUGGCAUCUACGCACAGCCUUUUAAAUGUCACCGGUACGAAUCGUAAUAUAGUAACACCACCUACGACCCCUGGUGACAGGUCACCACCGAGUCCAAGCAAUAAAUUCAAUAGGUCUCAUUUAACGAGGGAGACUAGUGGUAGCGUAAGUCCUGGUUUACCGGCAGCUACCUUAGAUCUUAGCAGUGCUGCCAACACCAACAGCCCUCAUGAAUUGUCUACGCUCGUGUAAAUAAUCGAGACAUUUAAGGGAUUAAUUUCUUUCCAUUCGAAACGACUUUUUGGAAUUUUCUUCUUCUUCUUCUUCUUUUUUGUUUGUUUGUUUGUUUGUUUGCUUGUUUCUUUGUUUGUUUGUUUGUUCUACUAACAUCAUUGGAUAUAUGUAGGUGUGCGAAUGGUGUCUCUUCUUGUCGAUUACGAAACACCUAAGAACUAUAUCUGACUGAUAUUAUAUAUCCUCGAUUUUCUCUCUCUCUUUCUCUCUCUCUUUUUUUUGUUAAGCUUCUAUAAGAAUCGACAUACGUGAAUUUCUCUUUCCUAUCGUAAAAUAAAACGUAUAUAUGUAUGUA
Messenger RNA from Vespa crabro (European hornet), 3623 nucleotides. RefSeq names its product myb-like protein Q. Bases 1229 to 3286 code for a protein of 685 amino acids. The record is from RefSeq and is a predicted model, not a curated record. Lineage: Eukaryota; Metazoa; Arthropoda; Insecta; Hymenoptera; Vespidae. The transcript is spliced from 6 exons.